AUGCGUGUUUACCUUCCUGUUUCACUACGCAUAGAUCAGACUUUAUUCAUCAGUGUGCUUUUACUAUAUCCAGGGUAUAUAUUCAUCGACUUUUUAGUUUUGGACUGCAUAAUCAACCAGUUUUUUUUUAAUUUUCAAGGUACAAUGGAAGAUAUUACUCCGGUAAAGGAGAUUGACUCAAUCAAGGACAAUUUCACAAUUAAGGUUCGCAUCAUACGUCUUUGGACUCAAAAGUCAAAAUUUGAUGCAAAUGACACAUACUCGAUUGAAAUGAUUUUGAUGGAUGAGGAGGGAAGGAAAAUUCAUGCAUCUUGUCUGAAGAAAUGGUUUCCUAAAUUUCAACGCUAUUUAAAAGAGGAUGCUUCAUUAUACAUCAGGAAACCUAAUGUCGCACCAAAUACUUCAAACUUUAACUUUGCUGAUCCGGAUAGAAAACUUACUUUAAAUCCCGAUACAACUCUAAAAGAGUGUGAAAACUUUUCUGGUUCUGCACAUGGCUUUGCUUUUGUUGACUUCCAUACGAUUCUUUCUAACAACAUCCUGGAGUCAAACUCUAUUGGUUGGGAUACUAAGCUUAAAGUAACUUUGUGGGGUCAUAAUGCAUACUACAUGCAUGAUUUUCUUGCUAACAAUAACAACCUUGCUCCAAUUGUUGUUAUUGUUCAAUUUGUCAAAGUGAAGUUUAUUAAUGGUCGUCCUUUUACAUCAACUUACUUUGAUGUUAGUAGGUUGUUCAUAAACAAUGAUAUCGAUGAAAUUACAAUCUACAAAAACAAUGGAAUCAAGAUGAUUGCAUCAAAACAAGACACGGAACACGAUAACUUUCUGAAAAAUAAUUUGUUUUCGAAUAUCGAUGAUGUGUUUGAACCUUUGAAGGGAAAAACAGUCGUUAUUGUUGGUACUGUUAAGGGAAUACGUCAAAACAUACGUUGGUAUUACCUUGCAUGUAGCAACUGCAAAAAGUCAGCAAAACGAAAAGAGUCUUCUACUGAUAAGGUUGAUGGUUCUCAUGCAGUGGUCGAAAUUGUUACUUAUGAAUGUGCUAAUCAUAAAUGCAAAAAUAUCAAAUUUUCGGUUUCCAAGCUUGGCAUCAAUUUGGAUUUGUAUCCAAUGGAGUUGAAAGUUGUGGUGGACAAAAAGUUGGCAAUUAAGUUUGAUAUCUCACGUUACAAUGUCACUAAUAAAAGUGACAAUUUAACACCUUGUGCUAGGGACAACUCAACUGCAACAAGUCCUACAAAGUUGAUUUCUACACCAACUGAGUUGAAAAGAAACCUUGCUACAUGCAUAGAUCUUGAUGAAAUGGAGAAUUUGUCAACAUCUAAGUCUGCUCGAUUGCCACCACCGGGUGAACAACCAAUGCCUCUUUUGGUCCCCAAGAAAGAAAAGUAA
Molecule: messenger RNA, 1392 nt
Organism: Lactuca virosa
Lineage: Eukaryota; Viridiplantae; Streptophyta; Magnoliopsida; Asterales; Asteraceae
Source: the annotation of a GenBank genome assembly